UGACAUCGCUCUGAUCCAUCUAUCGAAGCCUCUGGCCAUCAAUGAUUUUGUGAGACCUAUCUGUCUGCCGGACCACAUCCCUAAAGUGGGCACUCGGUGUUACGCCACCGGCUGGGGCAAAGCUCCAGUCAUGCGGCAGGUGUCUGUGGAUGUCACGUCCAGGGAGUACUGUAAACUGGCCAUCAGCCGGCCAGAGCUGAGUGUCCCCUACAAGCUGACCCCCAACAUGUUCUGUGCAGGUGGAGCAUAUGCUCAUGACUCCUGCCAGGGUGACAGUGGUGGUCCUCUAGUCUGUCGACGGGAGAAUGCCACGGAUGAGUGGUACCAGGGAGGCAUUGUGUCGUGGGGAGUCAUCUGUGGCCACCCCAACACACCUGGGGUAUACACAAACCUUCCUCUUUACGUCAGCUGGAUACGUGAGGUCAUCAGUAAUUACUCUUACCCUGUCAACUGA
Molecule: messenger RNA, 454 nt
Organism: Candidula unifasciata
Lineage: Eukaryota; Metazoa; Mollusca; Gastropoda; Stylommatophora; Geomitridae
Source: the annotation of a GenBank genome assembly